Molecule: messenger RNA, 4417 nt
Organism: Salvelinus fontinalis (brook trout)
Lineage: Eukaryota; Metazoa; Chordata; Actinopteri; Salmoniformes; Salmonidae
Product: calcitonin gene-related peptide type 1 receptor-like
Exons: 14
Coding region: 321-1742 (473 amino acids)
Biological process (GO): angiogenesis; cell surface receptor signaling pathway; adenylate cyclase-activating G protein-coupled receptor signaling pathway
Cellular component (GO): plasma membrane
Molecular function (GO): adrenomedullin receptor activity; calcitonin gene-related peptide receptor activity; calcitonin receptor activity
Source: RefSeq, a predicted model, not a curated record
AUAGAGAUGUAAAAUAGUCUAAAUCAGAGCCAGACUGAGGGCAUUCUGACAUCAGCAGUCCAAAAGGGGAUGAGACCCUCGGAAGGAAGAGGCGGUUUGUGAUGAUGUCACAGGAUGCCACUGUAGUGGAUCAAUUUCAAUUUGAAGCUCGAGCUCCUCUCCUCGCUUUUACCGUGGAGCACACUGGAUUGAACCAUCAGUGAAAGGACAACCGGACUAUUAGCGCUCUGGAAAAAGGGUCGGGAAAAGCAGAAUUUGCUAUUUUCUUUUCAUUUGAAGGCUACAUUUCUCAGUAAGGACCCGUUGACAGCAGAGCCAGGAUGGAUGCUAACGGCAUAUUCUCACUUCUGUUGCUGUGUUCUGUCACUGAGCUGUGUGUGUUGGCGAGCCCUGAGGGGAAUGACUCCCAGCAGCACCAUACCCAGAACGUCUACCACGACAUCGGUGUCACCAGGAACACCAUAGUCACUGCUCAGUUUGAGUGCUAUCAGAAGAUCAUGAAAAACGACAAACACAACAAAAUAGGGCCAGUGUGUAACAGGACGUGGGAUGGCUGGCUGUGCUGGGAGGACACAGAGGCAGGCUUCACUACAAACCAACACUGUCCAGACUACUUCCAAGACUUUGACACAGCAGAAAUGGCGUCCAAAGUGUGCAGUGAAACGGGUAAUUGGUUUCUACACCCGGAGAGCAACAGGACAUGGACAAACUACACCAAAUGUACGGCAUACACCAGCGCAGGAAGAGUGACAGCGAUGAAUCUCUACUACCUGGUUCUGAUUGGACAUGGACUGUCGCUAACGUCAUUGUUCUUCUCAUUGGGAAUAUUUUUCCAUUUCAAGAGUCUAAGCUGCCAGAGGAUAACACUCCACAAAAACCUAUUUUUUUCAUUUGUGUUGAACUCAGUCAUCACUAUCAUCUGGUUGACAGCGGUGGCUAACAACCAGGGACUAGUGCAGAGCAACCCUGUGAGCUGUAAGGUGAUCAUGUUUAUUCACCUGUACCUGUUUGGCUGUAACUACUUCUGGAUGCUGUGUGAGGGCAUCUACCUGCACACACUCAUCGUGGUGGCCGUGUUUGCUGAGAAACAGCACCUCAUGUGGUACUACCUGCUUGGAUGGGGAUUUCCACUCAUACCUGCAUUGAUUCAUGCAAUAGCACGAAGCUACUACUACAAUGAUAAUUGUUGGAUCAGCUCAAACACUUCCCUGCUCUACAUCAUCCAUGGUCCCAUCUGUGCUGCCCUGCUGGUGAAUCUGUUCUUCCUGUUGAACAUUGUGCGUGUCCUCAUCACCAAACUGAAGGUGACCCAUCAGGCUGAAUCUAGCCUCUACAUGAAGGCUGUGAGAGCCACCCUGAUCCUGGUCCCUCUCCUGGGUAUCCAGUUUGUCUUGUUCCCCUACAAACCCCAGGGACGCUUCGCCUUGGAGAUCUACGACUACAUUAUGAACAUCCUCAUGCACUACCAGGGUCUCCUCGUUGCCACCAUCUUCUGCUUCUUCAAUGGCGAGGUCCAAGGUGUUUUGCGAAGGCACUGGAACCAGCAGAGGAUCCAGUUUGGCAGUAACUUCGCCCACGCAGACGUCUUCCGCUCAGCCUCAUACGUGGCGUCAUCCCUGACGGAGGUGCACCGCUGCUACAGCAUCGACGGGCACACCGAACACAUGAACGGCAAGAACAGCUACCACGACAUCGAGACGGUGACACCCACCAUACUCCGGUCGGACAACCCGUUUGCCUGAGGCCUGAGGCUGAAGGUCGAAAGUCACAGGCCUUGGGUCUGUACAGUUACACAGUGGCAGUUAAACUUUCAGUUGAAAUGACUGCAGACAAUUUGGAGCUCUUUUUCCACCAUAGUCUAGAACAUUUUACAUUACAUGAACAUUACAUGAACGUUUAUAGGGAGCACUACUCAACCUCUUGAUCUGGUAAAUACAGUUACCUUCAACUGAUUCACUUUAACUUUACGAGGACUGAAUAGGCACUUAACUAGAGACACAUGUGUAAAGGAAUGGACACUACCUGCACUACCUUAAGGGUAUUAGUGUAAGGAAUAAAUCUUGCCGUUUCAUCCUGUGGACUGAAGAGCCUGCGACUCUACAACAACCUCUAACCCAAGAGCCUGAGACUCUACAACCUCUGACCCAAGAGCCUGCGACUCUACAACAACCUCUAACCCAAGAGCCUGAGACUCUACAACCUCUGACCCAAGAGCCUGAGACUCUACAACAACCUCUGACCCAAGAGCCUGCGACUCUACAACAACCUCUAACCCAAGAGCCUGCGACUCUACAACAACCUCUGACCCAAGAGCCUGCGACUCUACAACAACCUCUGACCCAAGAGCCUGAGACUCUACAACAACCUCUAACCCAAGAGCCUGAGACUCUACAACAACCUCUAACCCAAGAGCCUGAGACUCUACAACAACCUCUAACCCAAGAGCCUGAGACUCUACAACAACCUCUAACCCAAGAGCCUGAGACUAUACAACAACCUCUGACCCAAUAGCCUGAGACUCUACAACAACCUCUGACCCAAGAGCCUGAGACUCUACAACAACCUCUAACCCAAGAGCCUGAGACUCUACAACAACCUCUGACCCAAUAGCCUGAGACUCUACAACAACCUCUAACCCAAGAGCCUGAGACUCUACAACAACCUCUGACCCAAUAGCCUGAGACUCUACAACAACCUCUGACCCAAUAGCCUGAGACUCUACAACAACCUCUGACCCAAGAGCCUGAGACUCUACAACAACCUCUGACCCAAGAGCCUGAGACUCUACAACAACCUCUAACCCAAGAGCCUGAGACUCUAAAACAACCUCUAACCCAAGAGCCUGAGACUCUACAACAACCUCUGACCCAAGAGCCUGAGACUCUACAACAACCUCUGACCCAAGAGCCUGAGACUCUUCAACAACCUCUAACCCAAUAGCCUGAGACUCUACAACAACCUCUAACCCAAGAGCCUGAGACUCUACAACAACCUCUGACCCAAGAGCCUGAGACUCUACAACAACCUCUGACCCAAGAGGAGUACAGUGCAGUUAACUUGUUGUGCCUACUGGUGAUAUAAUUACUUCCAUUCUAUAAAGGACAAAGGAAACCUAAUGUAGAUGGACCUUAAGCACUGGAUGAUGUAUUAAGAUGGGCAGGCUCUUUAUGACAAGACAAGUAACUAAAGGUCACAGUGGAUGUUUUGAUACAGUGUACAGUUACAAUUGUUUUCUUUUACAGCAAUUAGCAUUGAAUGUGUUAUCAUGUGUUGUUGUCUGUGGUUUGAAUUUGCAUGGUCAUUGAUGGCUACUUAUUUAUAACUAUGUUACAGUAGUACAAGAUGGACCACCCAUUAGAAUGUUCAUUUCCUGUCAAUGUAUUUCCCUGUCCAGCGGUCUUCUCCCUUCUGUCUAGACUAGGGUUUAGUCCAUCUGUGGGAGUUUAUGUCUGGCACAUAAAAUGACCUUGGUUUUGCCUCAGUUUUAUCUGUCAUAGUUGAAAGUAUGUAAGUCUUGUUUAAGUAUGUAAGUAUUAUUUUUUUCAUAGAGUUGCUUCAUAUCCAAAUGCUGGAGAGAAUGCUGCUCACACGUGGAUACUUAAUGUAGAGGGAGAGAGAGAGAGCGCGAGAGAGUAAGAGAGAGAGAGUGGGGGGGGGCAGAGAGCGGGGCGGAGAGAAUGAGACAGAGAGACGGGGGAGAGAGAGAGAAUGAGAUGGAGAGAGAGAGAGAGACGGGGAGAGAGAAUGAGACAGAGAGAGAGACAGAGAGAGAGACGGGGAGAGAAUGAAACGGAGAGAGAGAGAGAGACGGGGGGAGAGAAUGAGACGGAGAGAGAGAGAGAGAGACGGGGGGAGAGAGAGAAGGACAACGUGUUUGUGUUUCCUGUAUAUUUCAAUAUGUAUGUCUAUGGAUAUGCCAAUAUAGAAAUAGAACAUGUUCAAGGAGGUGUCUGUAGGGUAUUUAUGUUUCUCACUACUCAAUUGAGUUACCUAUCAACCGUGGUAUGUCAUGUGGAUUUUGUCAGAACUGUUUUCAUGAACUUUGUUGUAGUAUUGUAUACCUUGAUAUUGUAGAGCUGCAGUUCUGUUUUCAUUAUACAUGAUACCUGAUGGCUGGGUCUGACAUGUAUUAUGGAUGGUGUCUGAACUCAGAGUAAUGUUCAUUUGGUCUGUGGUAGUCAGGGAUAGGAUAUAGAGUUCAGAACAGACUGUUUUGUGUUCUACUCAAUACUGACUUUUACUUAGGAACGCUUCAGGCAUGAUUCUCUGUUCUUCUCUGAAUUGAAUGUUUUUCCUUGCGCUGAGUGUUGACAUUGUACAGGUGCCAAACUGUUUAUUAUUUUUAUUGUGGGGAAUGCUGUACUGAAUGUUUGUGAAGUGUAAUGCAAUUAUAGAUCCUUAACAAACGUUGCUUUGA